This is a messenger RNA of Alternaria atra, 2052 nucleotides long. RefSeq lists its product as uncharacterized. The transcript is spliced from 2 exons. Gene Ontology annotation, biological process: positive regulation of transcription by RNA polymerase II. NCBI's taxonomy places the organism in Eukaryota, Fungi, Ascomycota, Dothideomycetes, Pleosporales, Pleosporaceae. Gene Ontology annotation, cellular component: nucleus. Gene Ontology annotation, molecular function: DNA-binding transcription factor activity; transcription cis-regulatory region binding. The coding region runs from base 1 to 2052 and encodes 683 amino acids. The record is from RefSeq and is a predicted model, not a curated record.
AUGAACGGAGAAGACUCAGGGGAUGAGAACUCCCUGAAAGGCUUCUACGCAUACAAGAACACCUUCGACGAUGAUGCCAUCUGGAUGGAUAUUCCCAAGCAUGUAACCUUCAUCAACACCACAAACCCGUACCUUGACCCCGGUACACCCGAAUUCGACACCAUGUCGACAGCUUCGAUGGAUUCGCCGGGACCAUUUGAGACUCGCUCCUUGCCUUCAUGGCGCACACACAGCAACUUCCAUUCAGUUACCAGCACACCAUCGAGCAUGGGGCCCGAGAUGCCUCCUACCAGCGUUCCUUUCUGUUACACUCCUGACCUAGAAGCGUUACCACCACUCAUGCAAUCACCUCCAGCCUCAGUUGUAGGAACUCCCCUUUCACCUCCUCUAUCAUUAUGCAAUCGACGCAUACAUCCCGUGAUGGACUUUACUGCUUCUACAGCCUCGCCGCCAAUAGAUCCCCGUCUCAACUCGCCAUAUGACACUGCCGACCACAUGCAUCGCUCUGUGUCAAUAUGCAGCUCACGACGCUCACCGCCCCGGUCGGACGCCGGUAUGCCUACUCAGGACGAUCACGAGAUUGCUUUCCUCCUACGAUGGUUCUCAGAAGGUCCUGGCUACUGGAUGGACCUGUACGAUCUCGGUACUUACUUCGCAUCUUAUGUCCCCGUACAGGCGCGUGAGAACCCACUACUGAAAUACGCCGCUGUUGCCUGUGCUGCGAAGUCCCUUGCACGUGUUCAAGGCCGUAAACCUGUCAUGGGAGGCAGUGUGACACGUCAAGCUCGGAUGGAACAGUACCCGGAGGCAUCAUUAGUCGACUGGAAGCACAAAGCAGCGGUAUACUACGACACGGCUGUAUCAUUGUUGCUGCACGCUCUCAAAAUGGAUGUCGCCUCCUCUCCCGAUGAAUCAGAAUGCGAACUAAGGCACUCUAACUCGGCCUACGAUGGACCAGCACCCAAACGACGACGGACUUCAAGCAACACUUCGUUCGUAUCAAACACCGAUGAACUGCUGGCAGCCUCGGCUAUUCUCUGUGUCUACGAGUUCCUAGACACUUCUGUUUCGGAUUGGUCGAAGCAUCUCAAUGGCGCAAAGUCUCUCCUUGCACUUUCACAAGAGGAUGUUAUGCCAUUGCAACUACCAACGCCCACAUCAUCUGUGCCAUCCGCAAGCUUCAACUUCACCUCAAAAGCUCGACGAGCAACCUUCUGGAACAUUGCCAGACAAGAUAUGCUCGCAGCCUUCAUCAACAAGACAAACACAAGACUGGAUACCGAGGACCUCUCAUUAUGGAGAGAAUCUGGACUCAAGAUUGAUGACCAAGGUUAUAUUAUGCCCAGUAACACGACAGCAUGCGGUUUCUCUGAAGACAACGACACCGUGAUGAGGGAAGAUCUCAUCUGUAAUGCUCUUGUCUGGCUCAUGGCCAAGCUAGUCAACUUCAUGGCUGCAGGCGAUGAAGUGUCCACCGAAGCCGGUAUGACAUGGGCCGGUGUUCCUCAGCGAACCCUUCUGGACUACUGGUUCAGUCUACGAAAGCAGUUCCAGGUCUGGCACGAUGGCCUCCCGGUCACAUUCAAACCUUCUGCCAGGGUUCCCUCGCAAGCAUCCGGGCCGAUGUCCGCCAACGAUAACGCGUUCAUGUUUACUGAGGUCUGGUACUCCAUUCCCAUGUGCGCCUCCACCAUGCAGACGUACCACAUGUCUCAAAUUCUCUUGUUCAUGAAUAAGCCACACGAGUCCACUCAGGGGCGCAGCACUGUCGUCGCCCGAAUGAACUCUUACCAGUCCGUUCUGGCCACCUGCCAAAAGCACAGCCGCGAAAUUGUUGGCAUUUCGCUCGCUCGGUCUGACGAGGCGGUCCGGAUCCACUCUGUGCAACCCCUGUUCACUGCUGGUCAGUGCCUCAGUGACGCUCGGGAACGCCAAGUCGUGUUGCAUCUUCUACGCGACAUUGAGUCCGAUAUUGGUUGGGCCACGGACUACCGAGUGCGCCAACUCUUCGAGCAGUGGCAAGGUGAAGAAUCAGAGGGUCUGGUACCAUGA